AUGGAAGAACUACAACAACAACAUCCAUCCAAAGCUUCCUCACCAAAGGAAGCAUCAUCAACAACCACAACCGCAACCACAACAACCACAACUGCUGUGAAUUCUUCAGACUCGAAUUCUUCUACCCUAACAACAGAAGAACCCAAUGCUCCUCCUCAACAGAAGAAUAUUGAGGAACAACAACAACAACAACAACAACAGCCUGCUAAGGAUGUUGCUGAAAAGGAGACAAAUCAAGCACAACCUCAACAGCAAAAACAAGGUGAAGAGAAGGUAAAUGCUGCAAAUUCUCCUUCAAAACAAGUGAAGGAACAACAGGAACCGCCAUUGCAGCUAAUUAUCAAGCUAAACACAAAGAAGAUAGUACUAACCGAAAAAAGUUGCGGUGGAGGAGGUAGGUCAGCGGUCUUCGUUUGCUAUCGAUGGGAAGAGGGGGUUCUGUGCAGGGUCUUCGUUUGCUAUCGAUGGGAAGAGGGGUUUUGUGCAGAGUCUUCGUUAGCUAUCGAUGGGAAGAAGGUCUUCGUUUGCAAUCGACGAAGAGAUGCUCGCUCUCGUCGUCCCUUGCUCGCCGCCUUCACUAUCGUCGUCGGAAUCCGGAAUCCGAAUCGCCGCCUUCACUGCCGCCUUCUACUCGUGGUCACCCACUGUUCGACGUCUUCACUCGUCGUCACCCACUGCUCGCCGUCUUCACUCGUCGUCACCCACUGCUCGCCGUCUUCACUGUCGCCGUCUUCACUGCUCGCUAGAUGCGUGGAGAGGAUCGAAGGAAGGAAGAGGGGUUUCGGAGCAACAAUUGCAAGAUCAUCACGAUUAGAAGGCCCCUUCGAGGUCUCCCCCGACGGCAUCGUGAAAUUCAAGGAGAAAGAUGGCAUCGACUACGCCGUCCUCACCGUCCAGCUCCCCGGAAGCGGGAGGGUCCCUUUCCUCUUCACGGUGAAGCAACUCGUUGCUUCUGGAAAACCAGAGAGCUUCAGCUGCGAGUUUUUGGUUCCCAGAGGGGAUGAGGAAGAGCUGGCGAAGGAGAAUGUCAAGAACGCGGCGGCGUCGAAGGGGAAGAUUACAUUGAGCGUGACCAAGAGCAAGUCGGAGACCGGGGAGGUGAUUGGGGAUUUUUUAGAGCAUUCAGCCGUCGGACACCGAUUUGGGUGCCUCAAGGAUGUGAGGAUUCAGGGGGUUUGGUAUGCUCAGCUUGAUUAA
Messenger RNA from Linum trigynum, 1197 nucleotides. Lineage: Eukaryota; Viridiplantae; Streptophyta; Magnoliopsida; Malpighiales; Linaceae. The record is from the annotation of a GenBank genome assembly.